AUGGUUUGAGCCUUGUAGGCGGAGCCCGAAGCGGAAUGAAAAGUGAAACAGACGCUUUCCUUCUCGGAAUAUCUAAACGAGUACUUUUUGUCUGUUCCUCGCAAGGGUCAUUCGAUGACUUUGUCUCAAUAAAACGAAUGAUAAUGAUGAGUUCAUUCACAGUAUAUUUUUUUUUUAAUACAAAUUUUUCGUGCAACCAAACCAAUCGUUGGGCCAAAGAGGUAAUUAGGAUUAAAAAAAAUAGUACCGAAUAAGAAUUUCAAAAGGAAUUGGAGAUUUUUUUUUUCGCAAUAACUUUUGAAGAUAAAAAAUGCUUGUCCCUAUAAGACCGGGCUUACAGGGUCGGAAAAAAAACAAUAUUGACCAAAAAUCCACUUACAAUGACUUUAUGUUUUGGUUCUUUGGGCUGCGAUUCUUAAUUACUGGAUUAUUCCCUAAUGACAUCCUCUCUCUCUCGUCAUCACAGAAUCGACGACUGCUUUUUUUUUUUUUUGAAAAAAAGUGGAGUAAUCUCAUCCCUCGACCAUUUGGAAAAAACGAAUGAAACGAAAAAUUUUUGAGCUCCAUGGUGGUGUAGCUGUAGGUUUUUGUAAUUUUCAGGCCGAGUUUUAAAAAUUUUUUGUACGAGCUUUCAUCACAAACCCUCUCUCGUGGAAUAAAAAAUUUCGAGUUGGGAUCGCAUAAUGAAUUUCGGUUUUUUGUGCUCCCAAAUCUAAUUAGCUUGAGGAGGCGUAAGCCAUUUAUGAAAAUGAGCUUUUCUUUUUCCCGUUUUUCAGAGACGGCGGUAAAUUUCGGUUUAGGACGGCUUUUCUUUUUAUUUCUUUGGUGUGAUGGGAGAUUAUGUCGAUUCUCUUGUUCCUUGUUACUGUGAUGCGUGACAUCAUGGAUAUUUUCAUGGACCUAUACGUUCUCAUAUUAUAAAAAAUGACAAAAAUAGCAUAAUCAACCAUGUAUCGAGGAAAAAAAAGUCCAAUCAGGCUAAUUGAAGUUCACAUCUUCGAGAAAAAAAAAUCAAAUUCUCCGCAGGAAUUAAUAAUUUUAUGUGCAACUUUUGAGAAAUCGAAAAUAAACAGAGCCUAGAAAUGGAAAUCAUCAGUUGUAGUGAAAAAGAGAAUUUGAAAGUUUAAGGUUACUUUGGCGAAAGAAGUUUCCGUCGAAGUGAUCCCGAGCGUCAUCAACUUGACGAUUGAGGAGUUUUGCGAGCUCGCCUUGAAAUAUAAAGGUUCUUUUUCAUUUUUAUCAUUAAAAAAUGAAAAGUAAACUCAGAUGCUUUUGCUGCUUACAAAGUCAAGUAUUUCGAGGACAGAAGUCGUUUCCAAGAGUUCACUUCGACAAUGGUUUCGAAACGUUUCAAAAUGAUAACUUUUAUUCGCCUCUCUAGAUUGCCAUUGCCAACAACUUGCACACGUGCAUUGAAUCGACGGAGAAGUACAUGCAGCAGGUGAUUUUACCAAUAUUUAUUUGGUUAUCCAAAUGAGAAACCUGUUCUUUCACUGUUUUAAAUUCUCUCGAAGGUGCGAUUAUCAAUGGAAAGCGACGUGCAAGUCUCGAGACACCGGUCCCGUGUCACACAGCAACAAAUUAUUGAAAACAUGGAUCGGCUCAACGCCAGGUGGAACAACGCCGUCUCGAUCGCGUACGACUUUUUUUCCUGUGUCAAGUCGAUUUGUAAAGUGAAAUCGGAAAUAAUUGAUGUUUCAUGGCUCAAACUGUUGUUCAAUUGCGUAGCAUGUUUUCAGUCGAUAGAAAAUUUGAUAGACUAGGUGCUAAACAAGAAAUUUCUGAGUAGCAUCGAACGACCGCCUUUUGCGAAAUAGAAAUCCAAACGUGUAUCAAGUUUCAAGCAUGGUCUUCGGGUCUUCUUCCUUGUUCGUCUGCCCGUCGUUGAUCCAGUUGCGCCUUGGCGAGUUCAUAAUACAUUAGGUGCUGUAGCCGGAGCCGGUAGAAAUUUAUUUUCUCAGCGCGACACUUUAGGGCCUUUACGGUUGGAACUAUUUUAUUUUAUUUUAAAAAGCCCAAUUUUUGAGCCAAUUAAUGCCAAGUCGUGAAAUUUGCACGGUGCAAAAAGCAAGCAUUUAGAUUUUUGCAGGGUGAACUAUUUGAGGGAGGAAGUUGUUGUCGACAUUGACCCGCACCUCGCCGAGAUUUUCUCAAGGAAAUGGUCUUUUAAGUCUGCGAAAAAGUUGGAACUGAUUGGUUGGGAACAGGCUAGUGGGGUGCGCUGCGCUUGAGACUAUCUGCAUGACGAUCCACGACUACUGGCUCGAUCACCGGCAUUUGAGAGCUUCGACUCGCUGCGUCUUGCUGAUGGACUUGCAGUUUCGAAUUGUUGGCGAGUACCUCAAGGCGAUGGAAACGAGGUGCCAAAUUUCUUGAAUCGAUAUAUUUUGCAAAAAGAAGUGGUUAAGGCGACUGACCUUUGCCUCUUACGAAGAACGACUGUCGGCUGGAAAGCGUCUUAAAAGUGACGUAUCGCGAAUCGACGCCCUCUACGAAGAGCUGACGACCGGAGAAUCGGAAAUGGUCGAGCAGGUAUGUAGCCCGUUCAAUUUCACCAUUAUUUCGACCAUGCACUAAAAAUAUAUUUUUGUCUCUGUUUCAAUCCGUCAUUCCUUUUAACUUUUCAUUUCUUCCCCAACUUGUUUUCAGGCCGUUUUUUUUCCGUGUAAGAACUUUAACAACGUUCUAACGUGUAAAAAAAAAAAUGAAAACAUUUUUACCUUUUUCUUCUUAAAAAUAGAGACCGCAGAGCCACGCCCCUUUUUGCGAUGGUGAAAUGCAUUGAGUUUUUGGUCAUUUUGUUUCUUAAUUUUGUAAGAACGCAAUACUGAACCGUUUCUAACGAAAACUGAUGGAAAGUGAACCUCCCUCUUUCAAUAUGUGUAAAAUUCACUCAUGUUUCUCGCGUUUCAGCGGAGUGUCGUACAGAAAAGUGAAACGAAUUUGAUCUUGUCUGUUUUUAACUACAGUACCGCUCAAAAGUCUAUUAAGUUUUGGUUUUUUGAGCAUAUCUCAGCGAGUACUUAUCUGAUUUAUAUAUAACUUUCAGGGAUUAUGUAAAAAUACACUUUGAAACAUAUACGGUAUACAAAGACAUGUCCGCGAUCACUGUGACGCGUUUUAGGCAUUUUUUUAUUGAUUUCAAUUUUUGUUUUUUUAUGCUUUCAUUUUUUUAUUUAUUUUUUUAUUAAAUUUUUUUAAAAAUUAAUAAUGUUGCCAUAUGAUUUUUUUCAUGUUUUUCAGACAUGGGAAGAACCUUUGGAAAAAAAGAAUUUGACUGAUAACGACAAAAGAGCCAUCGUUAGGAGUCGUCAAAAUGGACUGACCAUGAUGACGUUGGCAGGAAUGUUCGGCGUGACAGAGGCGUGCAUUUCUCAGUUCCUAAAGCGUUGGAAAGCUCAAGAUGGCUCUACUAAGAGCCAACGCACUGGAAAACAACGUGUCAGUGAUCGUAAUGGCGAUAGAAACAUUUUGAAGACGUCCAGAACCAAUCCAAGACUCACCGCCCCUGCGAUCAGGCAGGAAGUUUUCUUGAACUCGCGAUCUCCGCCAUCCGUCUCGACCGUGAAACGACGUCUGAAUGCUGCUGGAAUCAUGGGAAGACGUCCAGUGAAGAAACCGCUGAUUUCUGAAAAGAAUCGAGCCUCCAGGGUGAAGUGGGCGAAGGAGCAUCUCAACUGGACCCGUCAAGGCUGGAACAAGAUUCUGUGGUCCGACGAAAACAAGUUCCUCCUCUUCGGGAGUGACGGAAUUCAGUGGGUUUGUAGGCCAAUUGGGUCCAGAUAUCAUCCGAAAUACCAAUUACCCCCUGUGAAACUUGGUGGAGGACCGUUUCGUCCAUUUUGACGACCCACAACGAUGGCUCUUUUGUAGUUAUCAGUCAAAUCCUUUUUUCCAGAGGUUCUUCCCAUGUCUGAAAACAUGAAAAAAAAACAUAUGGCAACAUCAUUACUUUUAAAAAAUUUAAUAAAAAUAAAUAAAAAUAAAAGCAUAAAAAAACAAAAAAAUUGAAUUCAAUAAAAAAUGCCUAAAACGCGACACAGUGAUUGCGGACGUGUCUUUGUAUACCGUAUAUGUUACAAAGUAUAUUUUUACAUUAUCCCUGAAAGUUAUAUAUAAAUCGGAUAAGUACUCGCUGAGAUAUGCUCAAAAAACCAAAACUUAAUAGACUUUUGAGCGGUACUGUAUGUUUUCGGUCGUGUGCACUAUAUUUUUUUUUUCAAUGUUUUAUCAUUGGAAGAUUAAACUUUUCUCGGACCUUGGUAACGCGAACGGGACGCGAAUCGGACGUGUCGUGGCAUUUCUAGAGACUACUUUAGUAGACUUAGCGCUCUUGAGAGAUCCCUAGAAUUGUCCAGAAACAUCCGGAGCACGUCCGUUUCGCGUUACCAAUGUCCGAGUUGAAAUAAAAAAAUAAAAAUUUCAUUAUAGCGAAAAAUGUGGGAGACCGCAUAAAGUUCAAAUUACCUUUCUCGACAGGUGAGCAGUUUUUUGUUUUCUGGAAAAUACCGACUUUUUUCGGAAACUAGCAAAAUAGCACCAUUUCAAUUUUCUGUUAUGGUUUCUUACAUCAAAAAUAGGCCAGCAUCCAAACGUAUUCUAGAAGAAAAACCGAGAAAAAUGUCUAAAAUUGAUAAUACCAAAUUUUAAUACUAAAAAAAAUGGUCAGCGGCGCGCCACAUUUUUUUCGUCGUAAUUUUUUUCAUCCUCAAUCUUUUUUUGAAAAAAACUAAAAUGUUCUGAGUUUGAAAUCGAAGCAACUAUCAAUCCAUGGAAGUUCGAUGCCCCAAAAAUUUUUUUUUAAUUUCCUUGUGGUCCCUACUUAAAAAUCUACAUGACUACAUUUGAAAAAAAUACAAAGAACCAAUUUGAAACGAAAUUGGAACAAAGAUAGUCAACGAAUUGAAUGCACUAGAGCACUCUUUCUCUUCGGCUGUGCUUCAGGCUAGGUGUCCUAGUCCCUGUUUUGGGCGUUUUUUUUUUGAAGAGCCUACCGAGGCUUGACCCUGUCCCAGCUUCGGAAAAUUUUUAUAUUAUAAUUUUCUUCUUAAUUCAAAAUGUUCAACGAAACAUUCUCGUUAUGCCUUCUUUUUUCAGUUCAAAUCGUUGACUUGUGUGAUUGCGUCGGCCGCCGACGUUAUCAGCCUGCGCGACAAGUCCUUGUUGUCGUUGGAGGCGACGUCGUUCGCGAGGAAAUUUCCCAACUGCCCCAUCGACUUGCUCGCCGCCAUCGUCGCCAGCCGCGAAGACGUUGGUCGCAGUGAGGCGAGGUGCGGCUUUCAAAUUUGGAGUACAGAAAAGUCUUCUAUUCAGAACUCUAACCGAGGAGGUAACGGCUCAUGUUCAGUUCCAUCCCAAGGAUCCGGUGUUCGACCAGCUGUUUGCCAUGAACCAGCAGGUUUGCAGUGACCCUUGUUGUCCGUCUCAUCUGCAAUCUUCAGGAAACUACCGAAUGGCUGCCCAACUUCGGCAUGACUAACGUCUUCAGCACGUUCAUGAAGAAGGACUUGUCAAAGUCUUAAAAGUUUACUGUUGUCGAAUCGUUUUACGAAUGAAACAGUUUAAAAUUGUUGGUUUUUAUUGUUUCUCCAAUGUGUCAUCUCAUGUUGUUAUUUAUUUUUAUUUGCGAGAAGGAACUGAAGCAACUGGUUUUUGUUCUCUGGCCGCAUUUCCUGGUGGUGAAAAAAAACUGAUUGAAGAAAAAGCACGACAACUUCGCUGUAUAUGGAGUCUGAGCGGGCAAACGAAGGUGAGGGCAAGGAAAAAAAGAAAGUUCGACGUCGAUUUCCGUACGCUCGAAAAAAGUUGCACGACACGACUAGUAAAGGUUUUCUCAUUAUUCUUGACCUUUAUUCCUUUUUUUCUCUAGGAGGAAAGAAGAGCGAAAAGGAGUGCAAGUUUUUCGGCUCGCUUCAGGGAUGUCGAAACGGCGACAAUUGUCGGUAUCAGCAUGUGACGGAAAAGAAGGAGCCACUGUUGGCGAAAGAGGAUGACUGUGCUCCUCUUGGGGAUACUCUACAGGAGAUGACAAUUUGCAAGGUAUCCAGGCAAAGGAGAAAAGAAAUAAAAUUUCAAAACAGUUGCCUUUUUUGGGACCAUUUGGAGAAGUUAUCGGGUCGUCCUGCUAGAAAGGAGCGAUACAUUGGGGUUCAUUUCACUAUAAACGUGACUUCUCAUAGGCGAUUCCAACAUUUCUUUCCUUGAGAUCGUGAGCCUUUGAAAAAAAAUAACUUCGUGCAGAAACGCCCCGGAACGGAUGAUUCGAUCGUUGUUGUUGAACCGCCCCAAGUUAAUUCGAUGAACCGUCGGCCGAUGGGAGUUACUCGACCGACGGUCGAGCGUCUUAAACGGCAAGAUUUGGAGACCGAGGCGCAGAAACGGCAGCUCCUCGCCGAGAUUGCCUUCUUCAAAAGAAGGUACGUUUCUCUGACCAGUCUGGAGAUAUUCUGGCGGUGAACAUCUAGGUUUCCUAAGGCUUUGGUGGAAGUUUCUGCGGACGGAAAUACGAAGCUUGAAUUUUGUUACGAAACGAUCGAUCCAGAAUGGGUAACUUUUGCUUCGAAAUAUGUAGUAUUUAAUAACUAAGCGAUUUUUCGGUUUUCGAUGUAAAGAGUCUAACGAUGGACGUCACUCUUGCUGCUGGCCAUCCCUUGGUUGCGCCGAAGGUUUGCCUUCCGGAAACGUCCAAUUCCCGACUUCCAGAAGUCCUUCGAAGGCAUCUGACGGCAAAACUUGAAGAGACCAUCGAGGUUUUGCUUUUCUUCCUUUUUUACAUAAGCCUCAACUCGAAAACUGGUUGCAGGGAAAAUUCAAAGUGUACACUGUAAACGACUCGCACGAAAAUAUUGGAAAGUGGCUCCUGAAAUGGCUGGACAAGCACUUAUUGUCGUCUUUUGUCGAUGGCUUGCGGAAGACAAAACUGGUUCAGCAGGUGGCUAAGCAAGCUUUGAACAAUGCGACCUACGAAAACCGGCCUUUUUUCUUCCAAAAUUUAAAAAUUCCUGUGUUUGUGUCGAGAAAAGGUCCUUUAUUCUUUGAAAAAAAAACGCGUUUACUUCAUGUCGGAUCAAUACAGCAAAAUGGUGCUUUUAUAAUGAUAAUUUAUCUCUCGAAUAUCAGACAGGCGGCAAAAGGGGUGAAGAGGGAAUAGGGCUGGGGACGAGGGAGCUGGACGGCGUUCGCAGCGUCCCGCUCCGGUUCGAAUGAAGAUCAUGCUGCAUGGCUCGUCUGCGAUUCGUUCCGCCUCUUCUGUGAAAGCCUAAGUUAUUCUUGUCUUUGGAAUGUGGAGCGUCCGGCGAAGACCUGUGUUAGGCCGCGCGACGCAGGCUUUUUACGCGUUUUGGCUGCUCUCAUGGGCCGAAAGAUCGUCUGAAGGAUGACGGUUUAAUGCGUCCUUGGCUUCUGCCUCAGCAAAAGGGCCAAGAGAUCUUCUGAUCUUUUACUAUAAAUUCCUCGGAAGUAGAGUUCAAUAGGAGAAAAAAAAAAUGGAAUUUCAGGCUGAAUCUGUUGGAAUUUCACUUGUUGUUCCCUCUAACGAUAAGAAGGACUUUUCUGGCCCGAGCCGAGUUGUUUCAACGUCUGGCCAGGGAACCAGAGCUGCUCAAAAAGAUCGAGAAGAUGCAGAAGAAGUGAACCUUGAUGUGUGUAUCAAAAAGUUUUGUAAGAUUGGCGAAUUUUGUUGAGGAUCCAAUCGAGCUCUCUUCUUCUUCUUCUUUUCUCGAAAAAGGGAAAACUUGUGUGGCUGACUCGUACCCCAUCAAGAUGGCUCUCAACUGGAACGACUCGAGGUUGUCUCGUUGUUCCUUAGCUUUGUUCUUACUAGUUAGAUUUGUCUCAAAAUGGUUUUUCAGCGGAAAUGUUGCCACCUUGCGGGCGACAUCAUUGAUGAUCCAAUCGAAAUGUUCGCGAUGUAGAGUGGAAACGAGCCACGAGGUUAACGGAAAGCAAAGGCGUAUCCUAAAUCAUUUCCUCAGGUUCCGGCGAACGAGCUACUGGUCGGGUGGCGAUGCGAAAAAUGUUCUUUCGCGCAAAGCUUACGGUACGUUGAUCUAAACGGACGCGGUUGAAGUUCAAAAAAAAAAAAAAUUAAAAAAGGUCAUGGAUAAUUUUUGAAUAGCAUCAUAAACGGCAUCGCAAAAUUGUUCUUCUUUCAUUCCAGUCAGCUCGGCGCAACAUGCUCACUAAGAAUAACUGCCGAGAUAAACGCGAGACGCUGGCGGUACAUUGACGACUCGCAAACAUCUCGCAUUUUUUUCUCGCGCCAGUCUCGCAUUUUUCUGGGCGCGAGCUCGCAUUUCUCUCGCAUUUUGAAAAUUUCCGAAAUGCAAGAUAAAUGCGAGCUCGCGCCGAGAUGAAUGCGAGCUCGCGCCCAGAAAAAAGCGACAUGUUUGCGAGUUCGUCAAUGUACCGCCACCGACCUUGCAUUUAUCUCGUCAGUUAUUCUUAGUGCUAUCACUAAAGAUAAAUGCCGAGUCUGGCGUGAGAGAGAUGUGAGGUCGGUGUUGGUACAUUGAUGAACUCGCAAACAUCUCGCUCUCUCCUCGCCGGUUGCGCAUUUGUCUAGGCGCGACUUCGCAUUUCAAAAAUUUCCGUGCGAGGUCGCGCCGAGAAAGAUGCGAGGUCGUGCCUAGACAAAUGCGAGGUCGCGCCUUGAAAAAUGCGAGAGCCGCGAAGGCAGAGCGAGAUUAUUGCGAGUUCGUCAAUUUACCGUCAGUUUCUCGCCUUUAUCUCGGCAGUUAUUUUUACUGUAUUUACAAACUACUCAUGAAAAAAAAUUUUACUUCUAUAGUCAAUCCUUCCCGACUUGAAAGGCGAGGGAGACGGAAAAGUACGCGAUACGCGGUUCUUGGCACGAGUUUAAUUUUACCGCCAGCGACUACUUAAAAAGCUCAGUCGCCGUUCUUUUAGUAUCUAUUCUACUAUUUUUCAUGCACGAAUGAGAAAGAUCAAUAAAGAAUUGAAAAUAGAAGUGAAAAGGGCGAUAAACGAGCUCUCCAAAUAGGGGCUGGCAGCUGAAUUGAGCCAACUACUGCAUACGCGCACGCUACGCAUCCCGUUUUUCAAGUCGGGAAAUUUUGACUGAAAAUGCUGCUCGAGCUUUAAUAUUUUAAAACAACAAUCCCACUUUUCGUUGAAUGAUACAUGUCGCUCUCAACUUAAAGCGCAAGAAACUCUAGUUUAAGAUUACGACCCGAAAUGGUGCAUAAAUCGAGCAAUUUGCUCUGUCGUCUGGAUGCUCGCGGCUGCCGACCUUCAGACUGCAUUCUCUUGGAUUCGGCCUUUGAAGCGGCCUGUUUGGCUUGCGAUAGAGAAGACAGUGUUCAGGUUUCACUUUGAAUUUAAAAGCUUUUUCGAAAAAAUUGCGAAUCUCAAAAGCUUGUCGUGUGGCAAAAAUUGGCUCGCAGAAAAUCAACUACGGUGAAGUUCACAAGUCGUGGUGCCGAGGCUGCCAUGCUCCCAUUCAGUUUUCAAUUUCUCGGAUCCGGUUUCUCGGCGACUCUGAGCGCCUCUGCAGAGAAGAGGGUAGCGCUGCGGUCGCCAUCUCAAAAAGGCCCAAAAAGGUUCGACGGUUUUUCUUUAAACUUCCUUCUCGCAUCCUGCAGAAGAUUUUCAAUUUUUUUUGGCUUAUUUUAAGAACACAUUGCAACUGUUUCAUCCUCAUUAGGAUACUGUGACAGUUCUUUGGUUCGGUUAGAAAUUAUGUGAAAAGUAGAAAUACUUUGACUUAUGCUGAACUUGGGUUCCUGGAAAAAAGCUCAGAAUGCUUGAGCAUUCUACUUUUGUGCACAUUUCUUACUGUAAAAUUAAUCCUUCAGUUCAAGUUUCAGUUAAAUAAAUGACAGUGCGUUUUCCCUAAAAGCACAUGAUUUAAUUUUCCAAUCACUCGUUUUUGGGCUUCGAAAAAAAACAGUUUAAAAAUAAUCUGCUCAAAGAUUCGGACUAGCUACCUACUCCGCAAUGAAAAGGCCAAACCCACAUGUCGAGAGUAAUAAUGCAGAAAACAGACUUGCAGACUGAGAAAAACGAUGUCCUCACAGAGGGCGGCUGCCUGCCCGCCAUGGGCACCUGUAAGCACUAUAAGAAGAGUUACCGUUGGUUCAGGUGAAUAAGGAAAUUAAUGAUCAUUUGAAACUAAAUGUGGCCGAUUAGAUAAAAAAAAUAGUCUGAUAUGUACUCUGCACUUCUCUCACAUCUCAUGUUGGCCAGUAGCAUCCGUGAGUGCUACCGCCGAUCACCCGUUUCACACCCAAAUGGCCAGUUCACGAGCUAAAGCCCCGUUUAGGUCCAGGCGAUCCCGUUUAGGUCGAGGCAAUCCCGCAACGUUAAAAAAUCACCGGGUGAUCGGCAGUAGCACCCAUUUCGCAAAGUAAUGAUGUAUUAGCCCAACGUUUGCUACUGGCCAGCAUGAGAGACUGUCGUGUGGCAAAUAUGAAAAUUGUAAUACAAAAGAAAGAGCUCGCCAAAUUGGUGCAACACUUCAGGUUUCCUUGCUGUGGACGCCUCUUUCCCUGCGACAUUUGUCACCAGGUUUCGGUCAACAACGAGCACGAGAUGAAGCUGGCCAACAGGAUAGUUUGCGGACAUUGCAGCAGAGAGCAGGUUUCAGGGUAAAAAGAGGGAUAUAACUUUUUCAGCCUUUCAAAAAAAACGAGCCGUGUGAUAGGUGCGGCGCGGCAACGACGACAAGACGGACCCAGUUCUGGGAAGGCGGCAAAGGAUGUCGAGAUCCGACCAGAAUGAGCAAGUUAGCUUUUCGAUUUGUUUUCAAGUGAAUUUAUUACAUUCCAAAUGUGCCAGUGCAGAGCAAAAGAAGCUUGCGUGCCAAGCAGAAAUUCCGGGAAAAAAAACCUAUAGGGAAACUUCUAAUUCUACAUGGAGGGUUAUGAUUUAUCUACAUUUUUCAACUCAUCAUCUACUUCAGGAAAAUUUUAUUAAUAAAAAAGAAUUCCGCAAUGCAAAUUCAAAAAAACAGGCAGAGUUCACAUUUUAGUCAUUUUCAAGAUGAAAUUUUCGCAUAUUUUGUCGUUUUGUGCAACUUUUUUUUAAAAAUUUCCUCCAUGAGCAUGUUGAAUUUGAAAUGGUUCAUAAAUUGAUGAGUUUUUUUGGAAUUAUCGGUUGCUACACAGGCCUCUAGAUAUACACAGUGGUGA
Molecule: messenger RNA, 11150 nt
Organism: Caenorhabditis auriculariae
Lineage: Eukaryota; Metazoa; Nematoda; Chromadorea; Rhabditida; Rhabditidae
Source: the annotation of a GenBank genome assembly